UUGCAACAGUGUGUGUGAGAGUUAGUUUUGGACAGGUAUUUUUCGGAAUGUUUACAAAAAUUUAAUGGUCCAAUGCAAAAUUGUGCACAGUGAAUAAUGGAAAGUAAAACGGAUGUAUCGAAGAAGGAUCAGAAAGACCAAAUCUACAACCUAUGGAUAAAGUACACCACUAAGAACGACGAAAUUUACUUCCGGCAAUUCAUACUUGGCUUCGUUCAAAUAUGGGAAGAUCAAUUGAACAUACAAUUUGACAAUCCUCCAACAUCAAAUGCAAUAAAAAAUGAUUCGGGACCUCACUUAAGUCGUCUACCCGACGAAUUACUACCAGCAAUAGGAAAGUUCUUGAUCAUUUCCAAAGACAAUGUCCAGCAAUUGAAAAGUAUACCAACAAAGGAACUAGACGAUACGACAUUAUUAAUUAAGUGCUUAACUGUGAUUUGUCGACAUUUCGAUAACAUUCAAUCAAUAGCAAAUUAUGAGUACAUCAGCAGUGUAAUAUUGAUUGCGGUGACCACCAUACAAUCAUUUCUCAAAGCGAAUACUGAGCCUAACUCACACGAGAUUGAUUACAUAAAAUCAUUUUGCCAUUUAAUUGAAGUCAUCUACGAUCCGUAUCUUACGUGGAGAAAUUUUGUACAUAGAAAUCAUGCCGAUUACAAGCGAACGAUUGGCAAUACAGUUCAAUUGCAUGUUGAACUGAUACCGUUCGUGUAUGAUUGCUUCCAGUCAGACAAUAUUUUAGGUUUACAAGAUGUAGGAAUAAAUUUAAUUCAUAUGCUGGGGGCAGUGAUUUCGGGAUCUCAGAAUUCAAUGAUAUCCCAUGUGCCUCCCCGUGACGAUGGGAGGAGUUUUCAUGGUGGUAAUACGCAUAAUGGUAUGCGUGCAAUCUGCCCGGCCACCGUUACAAUGCUAAUAAGUUUAAUUUCAAAAUGGCAUUGUGAUGCAGAGUUACGAAAAGCUAGUCUCAAAUGUUACGCAUUAAUGGCAAUUGUACUUCAACGGUCUAGUCCAGUUGAGCGCCAAAUCGAUCUAGUCACAAUAUGUCAGUCAUACAUUGACGCUAUACAGGCUCUAGUAAAAACCGACCAUUUUCUGCCAAAAGACAGCGAUGAUCGAGAAGACUUGUACAUGGACUGUACUGCUCUGACAUCAAUCAUUGACAAUGUGGAAAUGUUCCUAUGCGAUCCGCAGAGCAGGCAACACAUGUUCAACUAUUUCGCAGAGACAAAUUAUUUUGCAAGCAUUUCAACAGUUCCCAUUAGUGUGAAGGGUUGGAAUAUUGACACCCAAGCAUUGGCCAUAUCGAUCGUAAGAUCAAUGUACCGUCUAACAUCCGAAACGACUUCCAUAGCGGCGAUUCAGAAACUGUCGCCCAGCAUACCCACUCUGUUCAAUGGACUGAAAGUAUUGGGUAAACCGACACAAAAAUUGAUUAAAAUGUGCAUCAAUUUGGCUUACAACGAGGAACGUGGUGAGAUUAUCUACCCUGAAGUAAUGGUCAAAUUGCUGGAAUGGAUCAAAGACAUGACUGACGAUGAGCAAAUAUUUCUGGCCGAAUCGAUUCUGAACAUUUGUGCCGAAAAUUUGAAUUGCAAAAGUGUGGUAUCGACCGAGAAAAUCAUUAAAACAAUCAGUCAGACGUUACAGCAUUGCAGUGCAUUGAAUGCAAAAUGUGCCAUCGAUUUGAUCAAGCUGCUGGAAGAACUAGGUAAAUUCAGCAUCACUGCGAUGGAAUUGAAAAGGGUUCUGUGGCUGCUACGGGAGGAGGAAAAUUUUGACUACCGCAAGCAAUUGCUUCAGUCGCUGGCAUCGAUAUCGCUGCACAACAUGCCUAAUUCGAUCGUUUGCAACGAAUUCCUCGACAUUCAAAUCGACACCGAUGGUAUUACAGUGCCGGAUAUUCGAAAAUGGAUAACUUCCGGCGCGUAUGGUUUCAUAUUUCACGGCUGGGUCAGACUCAAUGACACUAUCACACCUAACGCCAACAAUACACGAUCCAACGAGAAUAAAUGCUUUCGUCGAAUCAUUUUGAGUUUGCUGUCGAAUCAGGGAACCGGAUUCGAAGUAUUUGUUGACAACGGUGGGAAACUGGUCGUUGGAGUUUUGACGAAAAAAGAAUUUCUGGCAACGACCGCUUCAAUGACGUCAAUUUUGGAUAAUAAGUGGCAUCUAAUCACCGUAUGCGUAACACCGCCGAAACGGCCGUUCUCUUAUUCACAAAUAAAUAUAUUCGUCGAUGGUCACCAAAAGCUCGGAUCGACGUUAAAAGUUGGCGCUUUCACCGAACGGUUUUCCUACUGCACCAUCGGCUGUCUAUUCCAACGAUUUAGCCAACAAUCGACCGAAUUGAAAAAGUACGAGGGUGCCCAUUCUUCAACUCAAAUUGAAUCACCGAAGGGAAUGCUACCCAGUUUCAUGGAGCGUACGUUUUUUCCCCAAAUCGUCUCACAAGUUCCAAGCUAUUUUACGUUACCGAACAUGAGGAAUACGACAUCUAACGAUCCCAAUGUCAAAUGUUACCCGAUUGGUAUGCAAGACGGAGUGUUCGGUCAACCGAUUUGUUUGACCGGUCAAUUAGGAAGUGUGGUUCUUGCCGAGCCAACGACCAACGUAAAAACACUUCUCGAUGCUGGAGCAAAUUUUGCAUCGGUCAUUGCUCAAGACAUUGAACCGUCUGACCUGACAUCGAAAUUCGUUUUUUGUUAUUCACCGAAUUCAUGCUACGAUGGACUGUGCGUGGAUCUUGUGCCUGGCAACAAAUACAACGGACACGUCGUGGCCAAAUAUUGUAAAACUACAAAGAUUCAAGAUGCCAUCAACAGCAUUGGCGGAGUUAAUGCCUUGCUACCGAUUCUGGAGACGAUCAUCAAAUCCAAGGAAAAUUCGCAAAUAUUCUUCGCAACCACUAGUCCAGAGCCGAAAGAAGUGCUGCCAUCGCCAAACAAUGAAGAUUUUGCCGAUUGGGAAGUACUUGCAUCAACUACAUACACCGAAUGGAAAAUGAUUCAGAAUCCUGUGUCGUGCUUCCUCUGCCUGAUCAGAUAUUUUAUCAGCGGUCACGAGUUGAAUCAAGAGCACCUACUCAAAUCGGAUGGUAUUGCCAUUUUGUGCUCGAUGUUGAGCAAAUGCAAUGCUUUCCUGUUUGACGUCAACGUAUUGAUGUCGGUUCACUUGCUGCUGGAAUCAAUACAAAAUAUGUCCGUGCCAAAUGUUGAACUUCUGGAGAACCUAUACACUCAUUUGAUAUUCAAUUUUAAAAUUUGGUCCCGUGCACCCUUUCAGAUAACCAUCGGUCAUAUUCAGUAUUGCAACACGAUGAUCAAAGAUGAUCGAAAAUAUUUCCGUAAAAAGUUUGGCAUUCAAGCGACUCUUGAUGUGAUCAGACAACAUUACGCCGUACCGGACAAUGUAUCAGCAGAGGAUGGUAAAGCCAUCCGAUUGGCGCUCCUGGAAAUCGUCAAGUAUUACAUGCAAAAGGAGCUGAACAUAAAGGAGGUGGGAAUUAUCAUCUCCUACAUUUCGUCGGUGAAACAUGAGCAUUUGAUCAUUGAAAUGUUGGACAUGCUGCUGGCUCACAUGAACGGCAAAAAUUGCAAAGACCAAAUCUUUCUGCUGAUGCAUGAACCGCAAACGGCCGAAUUGCUAUUUUCCAUACUGACGGAUAAAUCGUAUGGUCGGGAACUGCAUGAAAGUCUGUUGAAUUUUAUUUCCGGACAGUUGCAUACCGGCAAAAUUUCCAAAAAGCACAAGUUAACCCUACGAUUGCAUGAUCCGUCGGUAUCCUGUCAAAGUUUGUAUCCGGGACUAAUAUCACAUAUGAUGCCAUUGGACUUGGAAGAGGAGACAAUUUUACAGCUCUUAGAUUUGGCUCUGUUUGACGAUUCUGCAUUCGGUUACUGUGGAGCUCUGCAUCUGAUCCAUAACCUUAGCUCGGCUGAUAUUCAUCUAAAACUUGAAAUCUCAAAGAAAAUGCUCACGACAACGUUCAACAAAUUAAAUUCACCCUUUCUCAUCGCUAAGCAGGUUGGCUGGCAAGAAUCGAUAGCUCGACUGCUGAUUAAAAAGCAAAUAACGAACAGUUACACCAAGGGCGAUCACAUCCUCGGCAAAGAUAUACAGAACAUUCCGUUCGAAGAUAAUCCAGAGUUCCUCAGCCAAAUGGACUUGAUGACAUUCGACGAGAAAACAAUGGAAUUGAGUCCACAUGAUGGCAGUAAGGAGCACAACUUGACGUUGACGGAACUACAGGCUAGCGUUACCGAGGCAGCGAAUGUAAUUGAACACGAGAUUAAAGAAAUUGCUGAAAAUGUUUCUGGAAGAGUGGCUGGAAAUAUAUCGUCGGUUUAUUCGAUCAUCCGGCAGAAAACUCAUGACAUUCACGACACAUUCGAAUCUUUGGCCAUGGGAAAUGAUCAUCAUAAAAUGAAAUCUUUCCCAUCGAUGUCCACUCAAUCAUCGAACUCUACAUCGGAAGAAAAUGUUUCCGUUAAAUCGAAUCUUCAACAAGAAGCCAUAGACUUUGAAAGCCUGAUGGCCAACACCAAUGAUACACUAACACAACGUUCACUAUCGGCAAUUGAUCAAGAAGAGCAGCUGGUUUAUUUGGUGUCGAACAUCUUAUUCACUGUGUUGUGGCGUGGUGUUGACAACAAUGGAGGGGAUUCGUGGAAGGAACGCGGUCAGGUCAUCGCAUGCAUUAAUUUGCUCGGACUGAAUAACGAACUGUACAGUUCACAUUUGACUCUGCGACUGAAAAUCUUAGAGAUGGGAAUCCAGGCUUCACUUAUUGACUUGUCAGAGUCAGGAACGCAAAAUGUUCACCAUCAACAGAAUGCAGCGCAGCUGUUACGAAUGGUGUACGAUCUGGUUGUGCUCGAUCCUAAUGAAGACGAUAUGAAAAAGUGUUCUACGAAGCUCUUGGACGGUGUUCUGGCUCUGUUGGAUGUCCUUAUGGUUUUCCAACAAACUGCCGUCGACGAUUGGACUGAAAUGAGUCGAUUGAGCUUUGGCCUACUACUGAAAUGUUCCCAGCAUCCGAAUCCCGAGAUCGUUGCCAUGGGAACAGCCAAAUUGCAUGCCCUACUGCAAAGCCGCACCUCGCAAGAUCCACAAGAGCUGAGCUACUUGAUAUUUAAUAUAAACAAGGCUCUAAACAGUGCCAUUGAAGUGGGUCACUCCGAACAGUAUUCUUUCCUAAUGCCUGUGAUGAAAGCGUUGUUGGAGAAAUCGCGCACCGUACUUAAUCUAAGUGUAAAUGUACCUGAUCUGCCGCCGACUUCGGCUGGACCGGUUUUCUUUCACGAUUUUCAAAUGUACAGUGGAAGCAAGCAGUGGACAAGUUUUAUCGAGAAGAAGAUAAAGCCACUUCACGACGGCUAUCAAUCGGAAGUAUCGUCAACUCUCUGGGAACCGCUAAAUACAUUCUGGGCAGAAUGCUAUGAAGCGUGCAAAGCUUCGUCACAGAAACGAGCCAAACAGCUGAUGGAAAGUCGCCGUAAAUUUCAACACAAAAUUUUGGUUCCAUGGCGAUUGAGACAAACCGACGAAAUUACUCGAUUGAGCAGUCAAACAUCUUCGCAAAAAAUGCUGGACAAUCGCAUCGAACGGCGAUGGAAAACAAUGAAACGUUUCCUGUACGGAUCGCGUGGCGCUUGGUGUUAUGAUUUACCUAAAGAAGAAUUCUGGCGACUGUCCCAUCAUGAAAGCGCGGCUCGAAUGAGACUGAAACUCGAGCCAUCCUUGUAUCCUGACACACACCUUGCAGCUUCUAAUUUACGUGAUAACACAUCCAACACCAAUGAAACCGUUAGUAGACGGAUCUCAACCGACUUCGGGACAUCAAUUACCCCGGCUGUUAUUCGAGAUAUUUUAACCGAAGAUGAGGUGAUAAUGUUGGAAGAGGAAAUCCGAAACAGCUCGGAGCCGCAACAGCAGGAAAUUCCAAUUGAGAAAGUUGUCAUUUCUCAGGAAUGCGAUCUGGUUACUCUAAUGACCAAAGUGAAAGGACGAUUAGAAGUGACGUCGAAACAAUUCAGUUUUGUGGACCUCAGCCAAGCUGGAGACGAUGGUGAAAACCACGACUUCAAAUUUCCAAUGACCCAAAUCAAAGAGGUUCACCUUCGCAAAUACAAUUUACGACGAAGUGCUCUGGAGGUGUUCCUGAUUGAUCAGACCAGUUACUUCCUGAAUUUCACAACCAAAACGCGAAAUAAAAUUUUUACGAAAAUUCUCAGUCUACAGCCGCCAAAUAUUUUGUACGGUUCCGGUCGAUCACCAUCGGAAUUGUUAAAGGCAUCGGGUCUGACGCAGAAGUGGGUGAACAGGGAAAUAUCAAAUUUCGAAUAUUUGAUGCAUUUGAAUACGAUUGCUGGUAGAUCGUACAAUGAUUUAAGUCAAUAUCCAGUCUUUCCAUGGAUUCUAGCCGAUUACACGAGUGAUGUAUUGGACUUGACGAAUCCGAAAAGUUUUCGCGAUUUAAGCAAACCGAUUGGGGUGGUUAAUCCGAAAAACGAAGAGGAAGUUAGAGCGAAAUACGAUGGCUUUGAAGACACUUCGGGUGGCAUACCGAAAUUCCAUUACGGCACCCAUUAUUCGAACUCGGCUGGUGUUCUGCACUAUUUGUUGCGCGUUGAACCGUUCACCUCGUUGCACAUUGAACUUCAGAGUGGGCGAUUCGAUGUGGCUGAUCGACAAUUUCAUUCAAUUCCUCAGACAUUCAAAUUGUUGAUGGACAAUCCGAACGAUGUGAAGGAACUCAUUCCGGAGUUCUUCUAUUUCCCGGAAUUUUUGAAAAAUAUGAACAAAUUUGACCUGGGAGUUUUACAAGUUACAAAGGAACGAGUGGACGAUGUAAUUCUACCACCAUGGGCCAAUACACCAGAGGAUUUUAUUAACAUUCACCGCAGAGCAUUGGAAUCGGAAUAUGUGUCGCACAAUUUGCACCAUUGGAUCGAUCUGAUAUUCGGUUACAAGCAAAAGGGACCGAGGGCCGUUGAAGCGCUGAACGUUUUUUAUUACUGUUCGUAUGAGGGAGCGGUUGAUUUGGACAAAAUCUCCAAUCCAAUAGAACGUGAAGCGGUCGAAGGCAUGAUUAACAAUUUCGGACAAACUCCAUCACAACUGUUACGUGAACCUCAUCCUCGGCGUCUCAGUCAAGACGAAACGCUGCAUAAAUUACUCAAAAUGGAAUUGAAGAAGCCAGAUGUGACCGCAUUUCUCGAUCGAAUUGUUAACGUGACAUGUGAAUUUACUAGCGACAAAGAUCCUGUAGUCUUCUUGGGAACGCCCCGCAUUCCACCACGUUCAUUUCUACAAAUUAGUCCGGAUGUUCUGGUGUCCAUUUCAAAAUCAUCGAUAUUGGGCUGCAAUUCGUGGGUGUCUCAAGACAAGGAAAAGGGAUUUCUGCUCGAAAUCGAUGCCACCACAACUAAUAUGAAGAAUAGGAAACGCCUGGCUGGUCCCUUUCAUCCGGCUAUCAAUCUUCAUUCACAACUUUUCGCUGUUAGUUUGGAUGGACGUCACGUCUAUGCCGGCGGAAUAUGGGAUGCAUCACUGAAAGUAUUCAAUGUCAGCCGUGGGAAAAAUGUAGCCUCGAUAACUCGUCAUCUCGAUGUCAUCACCUGCAUCGCCUUGGAUAACUGCGGCUCGUAUCUGGUGACUGGAUCGAAAGACUGCACAUUGAUAGUAUGGUCGUUGAUAACCACUGGUGUAAACAUUCCAUCUACUAAUUCGACAACAACAUCAUCACUUGGCCAAAUGAAUACAACCAACAGUUUAACGCCUAGACCGAUUCACACACUUUAUGGUCAUGACGAUACAAUAUCUUGUGUAUCUAUUAUGACCGAGCUAGAUUUGGUUGUCUCAGGAAGUGUGGAUGGAACAGUGAACGUUUACACGAUCAAAGAAGGACAAUUUGUUAGAACUAUACUACCAGUUGGUUGCACGGGAACGACAAUAGAAAUAACAUUCAUUUCCAUAUCGUAUCAAGGUCACAUAACAUUCUCUGCGCUCGACGACAAAUCACAUUCCGUUCAUUCGUACAGUAUUAACGGUUCGCAUUUAGGUUCAAAGUACGUUUCGGGUAGAGUUACUGGACUGACAACGGCAUCUGAUUUUCUUGUGGUUGCCGAUGAUGCCGGAGAUGUGACAAUGAGCCGAUUGUAUGGAUUGAAACCAGUAUUCGAUAUACCGCUGCAUGUUCCAAUCCAAACGGUAGUCGUGACGCCCGGCAACACUCACAUAUUGGCUCCAUUGCGUGACGGCAAAUUAGCAGUAAUUGGUAUAUCAACACCCACAUCCAAUAAGAAGCAUUCCGUUUUAAAUGUCUAAACUCAAAACGUAUAAAUCAUCGCCAAACCAUCCAACCAUCAUGUGAAUUUAUUGUAAACGCUAGUCCGACCAUUGUGGGGUUUCAUUGUCGAUCUUAUUUUGUGUAAUUCUAUGUCGACUGACUUUGAGCAAAUUUUCUUCAUUCCAAAGCCAACGACACGCGUAACAGUUUUUCAAUUGUUUCCAAUCGAGGAAAGGAAGGAAAAACAAUCGGCAAAAUUCUAAGCAGCAAACACAAAAUUGUUGUUUUGCAUUUGUGGCUUCCGGACUACGUUUCACAAUCAACGAUCAGCAAUGCAUCAAUAACAUCAAUAGAAUGAAAAAAUUUGUGUUUAGUUAAACGGAAUGUAAUUGAUUAUUGCUUUCAUUGGUGGUUUCAUAAAAAGAACAAAAUUACCGGAAGCCAUACAACCAUUCACAUCGCAUAAUGUUGUUUUGUUUGUCGAUGGUUCGAUGACUUAUUUUUGUUCUAAGUGCUUGGAAGGAAAAUUGAAAGCGAAGUAUUUUUGAAAAUGUUAGUUAAACAGAAAGUAACAUAGAGACCGAGAAGGGAGAGAGAUAUUUAUAGAGAGAGAUUAUAUUGUUAUAUACAUGCAUAGCGCGUAACCAUUUAAUAUUGAAAAAUAAUUGUGUAUUUGUAAGACUUUUUCGUUGGAAAAGCUCCACGAGAAAAAUAAAAAGUUGUUUAACAGCA
Bradysia coprophila is the source of this 9022-nucleotide messenger RNA. RefSeq names its product neurobeachin-like protein 1. NCBI's taxonomy places the organism in Eukaryota, Metazoa, Arthropoda, Insecta, Diptera, Sciaridae. The record is from RefSeq and is a predicted model, not a curated record. Gene Ontology annotation, molecular function: protein kinase binding. Gene Ontology annotation, cellular component: cytosol; membrane. Gene Ontology annotation, biological process: intracellular protein localization.